Hemicordylus capensis (graceful crag lizard) is the source of this 2701-nucleotide messenger RNA. RefSeq names its product SH2 domain containing adaptor protein B (gene SHB). The transcript is spliced from 6 exons. The record is from RefSeq and is a predicted model, not a curated record. Bases 479 to 1978 code for a protein of 499 amino acids. Lineage: Eukaryota; Metazoa; Chordata; Lepidosauria; Squamata; Cordylidae. Gene Ontology annotation, molecular function: phosphotyrosine residue binding.
CAGCGAAGAGUCUCUGGAGCUGGAUAGGGCCGCUCAGGCACGGCCGGGAAGGGAAGGGCGCCAGGGAGGAGUCGAAGCGCGGCGGAGGAGGAGCUGCCGCCGCCGCCGCUGCGCUUUGCUCCCCCCGCGAGGAGCUUGCCUGCGUCAGGUCCUGCUGGCAACUCGGCAAAGUUCAGAGGAGGCAGGAAAGCGGCGCCUUUGAGGCGAGAGGACAGCCGAGCCGAGCCCGGGCGAGAGCAGGGAGGAGGGCUUUCCCAGCGCGCCCGGGGAGCACGCGAAGGCGCCUCCCGAGGAAAAGUUUGUGGCAGGGCAGGAGGGUGGGCGGCUGGGCUGCGGAGCUUGGUCCCAUGGAGGGGCUGGAGCUGCAGCAGCAGCCCGCGCCCGAGGAAGGCAAGAGCGCGCAGCCCUGAGCGGCGGCGCACGGUUCCUGAGGUCUCCAUGGGCGCUGGUGGGGCGCCUUAGGCAGGCGGGUGCCGUCAUGGCCAAAUGGCUGAAUAAGUACUUCAGCCUGGGCAACAACAAGACCAAGAGCCCCCCGCAACCGCCCCGGCCGGACUAUCGGGACAAGCGCAACGGAACGGCGGUGGCGGGAGGCGGAGGGCACCACAACCAUAACCACCACCAUCACCACAACCACCACCACCACACGUCGCCCUGCUUCCCGCGCCACGACACCAACGACCUGCUCCGCGCCUAUCGCGCGCAGAAGGAGCGCGACUUCGAGGACCCCUACAGCGGGCCCGGCUCGUCGCUGCGCAAACUUAGGGCGCUCUGCCGCCCCGAGUACUGCGCGCCUGAGGAACUGCUGGGCGAGCCGGCCGGCCCCAAGCCCUUCUCGUCGUCGUCGUGCUGCGGCGGCGGCGGCAGCGGGGCCGCUGCCACCACCGUCGCCUCGGCUUCUCCCCAGCUCUUCCGCAGCCACAGCGAGCGGCGAGCGGCCACGCCACCCGAUACCGCUGCAGUCAAGUACAUCUCCCCCAAACACCGGCUUAUCAAAAUAGAAAGCAACGAAGUCUGCAAAGGCGGCGGUGGUGGCGCCCCCCCUAUCACCUGGAGCCCGCCGGGCAACACCGGGCCCGGGCAGAAGAAACUCAACAAGUGCGCGGAGCAGGCGGAGGUCGGCGGCGGCGGCAGCAGCAGCAUAUCUUGCACCAAGAAAGAGAAGGUCCUAAUAGCAGAUGAUUACUCUGACCCAUUUGAUGCCAAAAGUGAGGGGAACAAAACUGGCAAAGGAGAAAACACUGGCUAUAUGGAACCAUAUGAAGCCCAAAGGAUAAUGACAGAAUUCCAGAGACAAGAUAGCACGAAGCCACAACAGAAAGACAUCCAGCUGUACGACACGCCUUAUGAACCUGAAGGCAAUGGUGUGGAGUCGGAUUCAGAAAGUGUAGUGAGUCAGCGCUUGAGAGAAAGCAAGUUGCCACAGGAUGAUGACAGGCCUGCGGAUGAAUAUGACCAGCCGUGGGAGUGGAACAAGGUCACCAUUCCAGCCUUAGCAGCCCAGUUCAAUGGGGGAGAAAUGAGGCAGUCUUCACCUUCUCCUUCUUCAAGUGACCGGCGUCGACAGCUUCGGGCACCAGGGGGCGGCUUCAAACCCAUCAAGCAUGGUAGCCCUGAAUUCUGUGGAAUCCUGGGGGAGAGAGUGGAUCCAACUGUCCCACUGGAAAAACAAAUAUGGUAUCAUGGAGCAAUCAGUCGGACAGAUGCAGAAAACCUGUUGCGGUUGUGUAAAGAAUGUAGUUAUCUAGUGAGGAAUAGUCAAACCAGCAAGCAUGACUAUUCACUUUCAUUAAAGAGCAAUCAAGGGUUUAUGCACAUGAAGCUGACAAAAACCAAAGAUAAAUAUAUUUUGGGCCAGAACAGCCCUCCAUUUGACAGUGUACCAGAAGUGAUCCACUACUAUACUGCAAAAAAACUCCCGAUCAAAGGGGCAGAACACUUGUCGCUCCUUUACCCUGUUGCUGUUCGGACCUUAUAAUUGCUCUGACCGUGCUCCUUCCUGUGGAUUGGAGUUGAGGGGAUGAUGCAGAAGCAGCAGCAGCAGGCAUGCUCCUGUGCUGUCUAGUUUCUUGGAACUCGGAUGUCCAGUUCUGCCUUUCCAACAGACAGCUGCAGUUGUCAGCCAACUGAUGUAUAAAUAGUAUGGAUGGAAUUGUUGCACUACUUUUGCAUGUCCUGUGUGGAACUAUGAUUCUAUUUAUAUGAGAGGCGUUACAAUAGCAUUCAGACACAAAAGAAAUGGAACAUCUUCUAAAACCAGUUUUUUCCAUGAAUGGAAACGUUGCCAAAUCCAAAGAAUGGCCUUCAAACUUUCCUGCCUGUGACCAAUAACGUGUCCUUCACCCAGUCUGUGGGAACACAAUUUUCCAGUGAUCCAAACAGAAACUUAAAAUGGACAGACAGACUUGGGGGUGGGUGGCAGCGGCUAAGAGAAAACUGGCCCGUUAGCCUUGGUCAGCACUCAAGACCUGAGAACUGUGCGUUAUGCACCCAACCCCAAAAUUUCAUGAUGCGAUUUAAAGAGCUCAAUGAGUAAUUUUGCAAUAGCAUAAAAGUGUUCAGUUAUUUAUGAAUAGGGUAUGUACUUAAAUAGUGGUUUAAUAUAUAUAUUUUUAUCCCCACCCCCUUUUUUGGUACAAUAAUAAAAUUCUAAGGGUUUUAUGUUCUGAUUCCUAGAUUAAAGGCAGUGAGUCGGUUCUGC